Messenger RNA from Cataglyphis hispanica, 6883 nucleotides. RefSeq names its product IQ motif and SEC7 domain-containing protein 1 (gene siz). Lineage: Eukaryota; Metazoa; Arthropoda; Insecta; Hymenoptera; Formicidae. Gene Ontology annotation, molecular function: guanyl-nucleotide exchange factor activity. The transcript is spliced from 10 exons. Gene Ontology annotation, biological process: actin cytoskeleton organization; regulation of ARF protein signal transduction. Bases 975 to 4094 code for a protein of 1039 amino acids. The record is from RefSeq and is a predicted model, not a curated record.
UUGGAGUAUAACGUUGGAGUUCUAGUCGCGAUUCUAUGAGAAACGGAGUCGCCGUCACGUCACGUCGUCGUGUCUAUCUAUCUAUCGGUCAGCGCGCGAGGUGGGGUGGAAGUCAGCCGCUCGACGACGGCGUUUCGACGUGAACAUCCAGCUCGCCCGCCGACUGGCGAGCUCAGUCAAGCUGAAACCGCCAAGGAUCGCGAUAGAGCGAGCGCGCGCACGCGUGCCUUACACGGCCGCUCUCGUCGCGUUUCACUAUUUCUCGAUGAACCGCUCGCGGUCCAGGAGUACAAUCCGCGGUAAACCUGGUGUCGAUCUGCGAUCAGUGCGCGUUCCAAGUGCGUUCCACCUGAAGGUUCUUCCCUUCCCCCCUCCCUCCCCUUUCGUCCUUUCCCCGGCAGUGAUAUCAUACGAUAACGCGACAGUGACAAGGAUACGGGAUGACAAUGCGCGGAUUUUUCACGCGAACAUGAAAUAUGUACGUGCGUGAAGUAGAAUUACUAUUCCGGGACGAAUUCUCGAGGCACAUCCGCGAUGCUAUUGCUAUUUUUACGGCUAACCAGGCGGAACUCACUUAUGGGAUAUGAUGUCAGUGGAAUAAAGGAAGAGGACGUCUACCGCCUUAUCGGUAGUCCGACGUAUCGAUAGGCCUUAAAAAGCGCGCUGAAUCAUCGCGCGCGCGCUUAGUAAAAUUGACGACGCGGUAUCGUCCUUUACGACUGCGGUUGGCCUUUAUACGAAGUGUCGCGCAAAAUUGUACGUAGAUACGAGCAGGUAUACAUCGCGAUCCGUUGGAUAUCGAACAUAUCCCCUCUAACGUGAUUUCUUCGGCACUCGCCAAUUAACCAAAGAAUGCCGCGGUAACCUAUUUGCGAAUCGAGUUAAACCGCGUGGAGAACGCGACGAUGAGUUCGCCAGCGAAGCAAGGCGCGACUCGUUCCCCGGAACGGUGAGAAUUCUCGUGAUGAACAGUGAUGAUCACGUACACGAUGAUCGAGCCACGCAGCGACAGGGUGACGGUCUGCUCGCCCCAGACCCAGCACCACUGUUAUCAAGUGAUACGAACCACCAGAGUGCAUCAAAGUUCGCGAACCUCGAGGAUGGUGACCGUCCAGGAGAGGGUCGUCAGAUCGCGUCUUCAAUUGGGUUACUCCACGCCAACGUCGUUCAUCAAUCGCUUCCCGACAAAGAUGGAGAGGCCCCUGGUAUCGCACGGCAAUUCGGGUCAGGUCCACGGCAACAGCAUGCACGGCGCAUACUCGUCGUCCGGUAGUCAGACGUCCCUGUCGACGACGUCGUACAUCACCGGCCAGUCUUACAUGCAGAGUCAGAAUUACGGGACGCCCCCGUAUUCUUCCGCGAGCGUGCAGAUAUAUCCGUCGCAUGGCGCGACGGGUUACUCACAGCCGCAGAGCUACGGUACCGUGGUACAGGGCUUUGGCGGGCAACCACAGUCCGCCGCAUAUCAACAGAGUCACCUAAAAAAGGGAUCGGUCCGCAACGGCGACGUGCUCAAGCGAUGUCGACUGCAGACCGCAUACGAGUUGUCACAGGAUCUGCUCGACAAGCAGAUCGAGAUGCUGGAGAGGAAAUACGGUGGCGUGAAGGCGAGGAACGCCGCGUUGACGAUUCAGCGUGCUUUCCGCAGGUAUACGUUGCUGAAGAAAUUCGCGGCGAUUACAGCGAUGGCAAAGGCGGAGAAGCGACUGAGCAGGAAGCUUCAGGAGGCGACGACGGAUCGUUCGGGCAACCUCAACGAUCACGAGAGAAUGGUUUAUCACAAUCAGAUAUACAUUCAGCAAGCGCAGUCCGCCAACAGACCGAUGCCGAUUCGCAGCAUGUCUCUGAGGGAGAGGCGGCACGUGGACAAUUCCCAGUCGCCGAUACCGAGGAGUCAGAGUGGUAGAUGCGAGGUUCAGGUCAGCGGUCAUCAGCACACGAAUCAUGGCUUGCAUCAAAGCGGUAGACACACGCCCUCGUUGGCGCCCAGCCCGUGCAACCGGCAUCAGCAAUUACCGCCGAGUCCCUGUUGGGAGUCGAGCUCCCAGGAGAGCGGUUCCAGUAUCCAUUAUUACAAUCCACAGGAGGCCUUGUGUGGUCUGAGACAAGAGACGCCGCCGAGAGAUUUGCUGCGGACACCGUGUACGUCACCGUCGGCGCCGCAUAAUAUGACGACGAUAUCGCAAAAUUGGAACAACGCCAAUCAGCUUGGUCCUGGUAGAACAUCGAGAGGAAGUUCUGGCAAGAAGAUUCCGCCAGAGGUACCGAAAAGAACGUCCUCCAUCACUUCGAGAUCCAUGGAACCGCGUCACAACGGUCUCAGUAAAAGCGUGGAGAACGGAAGUCUAAGUUCGGUGCAGAGCUCCGGCAGCGAUUCCACAAAUUGCGAGAGUUCGGAAGGUGAUGCUCAGAGAGGCUCACCCGUGUGGAAGCACAAAGCGAUUUCGAGUUCGCCGGAGCAUCAGGAAUGUGCGAGUCAUACUACGGACGCGACAACGAUGGCCACUAACGUUAAGGAGCUCGGCCAUUCGCAUGCCAGUUCCGGCUACCAACUUCCUUUGAUGGACCAUACGGAGAAUCUGCCGACUCAAACAAGUUAUAAAGUGUCCGAGACGGUAAGAAAGCGACAGUACAGAGUCGGUCUAAAUCUCUUCAACAAAAAGCCGGAGAGGGGAAUCAGUUACCUCAUCAGACGCGGAUUUUUGGAAAACAGUCCGCAGGGAGUCGCCAGAUUCCUAAUCAGUCGAAAAGGAUUAUCCAAACAGAUGAUAGGAGAGUAUCUCGGGAACUUGCAGAAUACCUUUAAUAUGGCGGUACUUGAAUGUUUCUCCCAGGAGUUGGAUCUUUCUGGUAUGCAGGUAGAUGUAGCUUUACGAAAGUUUCAAGCUUAUUUUAGAAUGCCCGGCGAGGCGCAGAAGAUCGAACGUUUGAUGGAGGUCUUCAGUCAACGUUAUUGUCAGUGCAAUCCCGAUGUAAUAUCGAGGUUGCGGUCAGCUGAUACUGUUUUUGUCCUGGCCUUUGCCAUUAUCAUGCUUAAUACAGAUUUGCAUACGCCCAAUUUGAAACCCGAACGCAGAAUGAGACUCGAGGAUUUCAUAAAAAAUCUUCGAGGAAUCGAUGAUUGCGGCGAUAUAGAUAAAGAUAUCUUAGUUGGCAUUUACGAACGGGUGAAGGAUAACGAAUUCAAACCGGGCUCCGACCACGUAUCGCAAGUGAUGAAGGUUCAAGCGACUAUUGUUGGAAAGAAGCCAAAUAUGGCACUACCGCAUAGAAGAUUGGUAUGUUAUUGCAGACUUUACGAGAUACCGGACAUUCAUAAAAAGGAGAGACCCGGCGUUCAUCAGAGAGAGGUUUUCCUCUUCAACGAUUUGCUCGUCGUUACGAAAAUUCUAAGCAAGAAAAAGAACAGCGUAACCUACACCUUUAGGCAGAGCUUUCCACUUUGCGGCAUGGUGGUUACUCUAUUCGAGGUUCCUCAUUAUCCAUACGGCAUAAGACUCUCUCAGCGUGUCGACGGAAAAGUUCUAGUCACAUUUAACGCUCGAAACGAGCACGACAGAUGUAAAUUUGUGGAAGACCUCAGGGAGUCCAUCAGUGAAAUGGACGAGAUGGAAACUUUGCGUAUCGAAACUGAAUUAGAGAGGCAAAAGAGCAGUAGAGGCGCGCGAGGUGGUGCGGAAAAUAGAGACUCUGGUGUCGCCGACGUGGAGAUAUGCCCUUGUCCGGGUACUUGUUCCGACAGAACAGAAACGGUCGAUGUCGACACGCAAUUGAAACGUUCCGCCCUUAGUAAUUCCCUUUUAGAUAUACACGAGCAAUUUGCUGGUGAUAAGCCGCAACGUCGUGGAAGCGUGGGUUCUUUAGAUAGCGGUAUGUCUAUUUCAUUUCAAUCUACUUCCGCCAGUUCAAUGAGCCAAGGCAUUAAGCAUCCCGGACAAGUUCAUUCUAUUCAUCCAGGGUCUACGAUCCCUGGCGCCGGUAGUAAAGGACUGGCUCAGCAGCCGUCUUUUUUAGGAGGUCUUUUCGCCAAACGAGAGCGAAAGCUAUCGCAAUCUGAAGAGUCUGGUCCAUACAGUCGCACCACGGAAGUAUAAUGUGCGUGUAUUCUUCCAGUAAUGUAAAAUAAGAAAUGCAUCUUUGUAUACCUGUUUUUUUUUCUAGUACGCUUCGUGUUUUUAAUAAAGCACAUCUCGCUACGACGCUAACGCCAAUUUUAAAUAGCAAUAAUUAUACUUGCAAAUUUGUUUAUGAUAAUGUGAAAUCAUUUUUUCUUCAUUCAGUCUUUUAUAUAGUUUCUUCUGUGGUUUAACAAUGAAAAUAUGGAUGCACUUAAUGCAAGCAGCAAGACUAUGCGCGAGAAUUGUUCUAUUAGGUUAUAUAAUAUAAUAUAUCAUUUUAUAUAUACAAUCACGAAGCGUGCUAAAAAAUGAGAUAUUGAUGACAUAAAGCUAAAUUCAAGGACAUGAAUUUAAACAAGGAUUGGGCAGGAUCCAAUCGAGAUCAUCUGGCGUAUAAAGAGAAAAAAAAGUUUAAUCUAUCUUCUCCUUCUCCCGUAUAACGUGUGUAUAGUAUUUAUUCAUUAAAAAAAGAAAAUAAUGGACAUUUUUCAUACUGUAUUUAUAAUUCACGCAAUGCGCGAUUGAACGAUAGAAUUGUGUGUAGAUAAUUAUUACAAUUUUGCUUAAUUUUACACAUAUAUAUAUAUAUAUAUAUAUAGAUGUUAAUAAGUAUAACAGAAGCUAAAGAAAAGAAAGAAUUGUAAAUCACGCGACUACAUUUAUUGAGAGAAUUUUAACAGUAUCAUUAUUAUCAGCGAGUAGCAUCACCAUCACCGAUUCUCAAAGAAAAUAUUGUAAAUAUUAAAUAUAAUAAAAUGUUUCGGAAUAAAUUAUAUCGUGUGUAACAAAAAAAAAGAGUUAGUACAUAAGAGGAAAUAAGCAAUCUCUAUUGAUGUUAGGUGCAUGUUGAUGUCUAACGAUUUUUAUUAUCGGAAACAAGUGAAGUUUAUGAAUGUAGCAGUGAAAUAAGACUUGACAUAAAUCAUGUUUAUCAUUAAUAGCGACCUACUGCGGUAAUCAUCCAUGAGAAGUAGUUUUGCUUAUUGUAUGUUGAAAUUUUGACUCAAAGUUGUUCGCAUUUUCACUAAAAAAAAAAAAAAAAUUAAUAAAUAAUUCAUUAUAUUAAAUAUAUCCAUCAUUAAUUCGUUUCUCGUUUUCCCCGACGAAUAGACGAUAGAGAUUUAACGAUAAGCAUCGUAAUAAUGUGUCACCAGAAUAAACAUAUAAGUAAACUAAGAUACAUACGCGAAAAACAAAAACAAAAUACAAGAACGCGCAUGCCUUAUUUACUGCCACUGAGUAAAUCUUCGCGCGCGAGGAAGAAACGAAAUAAUGAUAUUAUAUAUAUAUACGUAGAAAGAUCGAAAGUUCUCCAAGAGCUAUGGAAUUGUAUGACAAACUAAUCAAUCGUGUACAUCUGUACAUAAAGCAACGUCAGCCAGCAAUAAGCAAGCAACGACGUUCAUUAAUUUAAUGAUAAUUUUCUGUUAUGAAAUAACGCAUCUAUAGGAGGAGUGUUUAAUAUAUUUAAGUUUUAUCUUUAUUUCUUUAUCUUAUUCUUUCUUUUUUUUUCUUUUUUAAAAUAUCAAAAGUUUAAACAUAUAUAUACAUAUAUAUAUAAUCGAUAACCAAAGGAUUUCUCAGUAAUAUUACAAACAAGAGAGAUACUUUCGAUUGCGUCACAUUCAUAAAUUUUGUGAACAAGAAGUACAUUAAUUAUAUGACGGAUUUAUUGGCACAAAGCAAUCGAUCAAAGAUAUUCUACGUAUAAAGUUCUCGUGUAGACUUUGGAAUUUCGUGAGUGAAAAUCUUUUGCCCGCAAAACUGUUAAUAAAUUUAUAUAAGUAUUGCAUGAUCAAAAUUACGUUUUUAACAUCGCAUUUAUUAUGUUUGAUAAUCGUAUUGUCAAAUAGAUUAUAAAUGAUAAUUUAUCGUACUGCUAAUACACUUUAUACCGUUGCAAAGAUGACUGAAUGUUGAACACUCCGUUUCAUUUACGACUCUGAUAACAAAUUAAGAAAAAAAAAUGAGAGAAGCAAAAGAUACGCGUAAUUGUUGAAAUUAUCAACAGAAAAUAUUCAUAGCUUGUUGACAGUAUAUCUUGUUUACAGAAAAAAAAAAAAAAAAAUACAGAGGACAUUUUCAUGCUUUUCGUGUCUGUCGUGAAAUUUUUUGAUAUUAACAAGCUAUACAGAUUAUCGACACCGAUAUUCUAGUCUUUCUCAUCUCAUACAAUGAUAUGCAAUAACGUCUUUGUGUAUGAAUAUACGAAAUUUUAAUUCGCAAAAAUAACUUUUAAAAUGACUUUCGCGAUUGUAUAAAUGUACAAUCAAGAUCGCGUCAAUUCUUACAACUAGCUGCUCACUCAAGUAUCCGAAUUCUGUGAUAAUCUCGCGAGGACAAAAAGAAAAAGACUGAUUAGGAAGACCCCAAAUCUUUACUACAAUAUACAUAUGCAUAUAUCGUCACUUUUCUGAAGAAAAUUAUUGAACGCAUAAAAAAAAAAAACAUAAUUUGAGCAUGUUGCCUCGCUGCCUUUAAAUUUCGCAUUUUUUAUCACUAUCAACAUCAUCAUUAGUCGUAUUAAAGUAGAAUAUUUGUUGAAAAUAUCGAGAAAAAUAGAUUGCGAGAAAUUGGCGCGAUCUUUAAAAUCUUUGACACUUGAUUGAGCACGUCACAUCCGAUCUGCUUUCCGAUUUGAUGAGAAAGCGCGUAUAAUUAAGAUCAGUUUCUCCCAAUGCCAAAUUAUUGAUAAAUUCCUUCCCUCGUUAGUCUAAAAUAAAUACUGUAAGCACACUGUGUUAAUAAAUAACUCUGAGUCUGAA